Messenger RNA from Aspergillus wentii DTO 134E9, 1998 nucleotides. RefSeq names its product F-box protein. Bases 145 to 1953 code for a protein of 602 amino acids. The record is from RefSeq and is a predicted model, not a curated record. Gene Ontology annotation, molecular function: protein binding. The transcript has 3 exons. Lineage: Eukaryota; Fungi; Ascomycota; Eurotiomycetes; Eurotiales; Aspergillaceae.
AUAGUGGAUGAUAAUCAAAAUAGAAUGGAAGAGUAAGAUGGAGGUCAUGGAAAUGGACCAUGGUUCAAAAUGUUGGGUGUAAUCUUGUCAUGAUAAAGAAUCCCCAAAUUUUGCUGUCUCUAGUAUCAUGCAGAGAAAGCCACCAUGUUUUCCUGCGAUAUAUGUUUCGGAGAUGCCAACGGGAAAAAUUAUGGGAAUGAAGAGGAUGCUGAAAUCCACUGGACUUCAACGAUACGUGCUCUCUACCCAACCUCAACUGGCUAUCGAGUUACCGGUGUUGGUCUGUAUCAUUAUGGGCAGGAUAAUCAUGAUUAUGUCUUGAAGCUUCCGGCCGACGAGCAAGGCAGAUUCUUGACAUUAAAAAUACGAAACUAUGAUUACUAUAAAAAGGAUACAUUCCUCUUCCAUGAUGCUUGCUGGACUAUCCUGAAGACCUAUUUCUACAACGUACCCAUACCUUGGAACCGACUGGUAUAUGCGCUUCGGCUGACUUCGAGUCGAAUGGUGCACCAACUGAGGGAUCUAUCUUAUGAUGGCGACCGUGAUAGCCCAAAUGAGCCAAUGUCGGUCAACGAUGUGACAUCCGCAAAGGCAACAAUACCAGCGCCGACUCGUCGAGUGUUAACACGGCGGAGAACCAAGGGUUGCAUUCCAGAUGAUGAGAUAUUCAUGGCCCUUCCUCUAGAAGUCCGACAGGAAAUCGCCGAAUACCUACCAAUGAGAGAUUUCUACAAUCUACGACUCGCCUCACGAACCAUGGGGGAUCUAUUUUUUGAUCGUAGAUUCUGGGCAUCCAAGUUUGUGCUGGGAGGUGAUCGUGACUUCAUCUCUUGUCUGAAAGAAACAACACGCCAACUCAAAGUCAAGACGCACUGGCAGCGCCUCUAUAUUCGCAGUACUUCAUCAAAUCUAUCUCCAUCUUUGUAUCGAAGAAAGACGAUCUGGCAGCGCUGUUGUUGGCUCAGAGAUAUCAGCCUCAUAACGGCUCCAUCUGGUCAUGACUCGUACCAUAAGGAUUUGGUUGAAGCUGACUGGGACUGGAAGGAAGUACAGGCACAAUUGCGCUGUAGUGACGAUCUUCCACUGCCUCAGUAUCCGAAUUAUGUCCAGGUCCGUUGCAAUCAGGGCAUUCGCAUACCGUUAUCCCCAGGGACAAUCGCUGUUUCUGUAAUCAAGGAGAUGCAAAUCACCUACAUCACAGGUCUGCAAUUUAAAACGGAUAAAAGGGUCAUAAGUCUAGGACACCUUGUUCCUGGAGGUGUGACAGCGAAUAGAUAUCACCAUUUUCAGGGAUUUGAGGUGGCUUUGGGAGAGAGGGGUAUUCACGCACUCAAGGUGAUCAACCAUGGAGACACAGCCUCGUUAUGGAUAGGAGAAACCUUGGAGGCCUGCAUCACCCAUCGUCUCAUAAUGCAGCAACGUGUUGAUGUUUUGAAAGCCUGCUUUGAUGAAUAUAAAAUGGUCAAGCUAGCGGUUGGCAGCAAACCCCUACGAGUGGCGAAAAAACAACCACCACCCUCAUGGAUGGACUAUAUGAUGAAAAACGCAUUAUGGUAUCCCAAAAUUGCUUCUGGAAAACUUUGUUUUAAUGAAGAUUCAUUCUCAGGAGGAGACAUCCUCGUACCGGGCUAUCGACCUAUCGUUUGGACUCUUUUCGGGGAUGAAGAUGGGAGUCGCCUUUCCUCUCUCACACAGAUGAUGAUUAUGGUUUACAGAGAACGAUUCUGGAAACUGGUAUUUUUCUAUGGCAGUGAAGUUUCUUUCACUCGUGGAAUCGAUCUUGGUCGUCUCCCAGAUGUCCCUAGAAACAAUGGGCCUGUAAUACGUUUUCCGAUUGAUGGACCUGGGGGCGAAAGAAUCGAUAGCGUGCAGGUGGUGAUCAGAAACAAAUCAUCCAGGAUAUCUUCUCGCUACUUUAGAUCUGGGACUCCUCUGUAUUAUAAGGUACGUUGAUCACAUCGUUGAGUUUGCUCGUCUGAUGUCUUAGUUUUCUACGAA